Messenger RNA from Drosophila rhopaloa, 2805 nucleotides. RefSeq names its product glutamate receptor ionotropic, kainate 2 (gene Ir8a). The coding region runs from base 1 to 2805 and encodes 934 amino acids. The transcript has 5 exons. Gene Ontology annotation, molecular function: glutamate-gated receptor activity; transmitter-gated monoatomic ion channel activity involved in regulation of postsynaptic membrane potential. Gene Ontology annotation, cellular component: postsynaptic membrane; plasma membrane. Gene Ontology annotation, biological process: synaptic transmission, glutamatergic; modulation of chemical synaptic transmission; monoatomic ion transport. NCBI's taxonomy places the organism in Eukaryota, Metazoa, Arthropoda, Insecta, Diptera, Drosophilidae. The record is from RefSeq and is a predicted model, not a curated record.
AUGGAGCUGCUACUGGUACUUCUCCUCACAGUUGGCCUGGCCAACUCGGAAACCCUCAAGAUAAUCUUCUGGAUUGAGCCUGUCCAGCGGACUGAGUUCGAUGCGGAUAUGGUGGUGGUUCUCAAGGAACUCGAUGCACUGCGUCUGGACGUUAAAGUGGCCGAUACAUCCUUGACCCUGACGCGUUCGGAAGAUGGCUUGGACAUGGAGCGAUUCUGCGAAAUCCUGUCUACUGUCGGCACUAGUGCCGUCAUCGAUCUCACAUACCGCCACUGGGAGGAAGGAUAUAACCUGGUCCGGUCCCUGGGGAUAGGCUAUGUGCGUCUGGAGCGGAUCAUGCGCCCAUUUUUGGACAUGUUCGGGGAUUUCAUGCGCCAGAAGAGGGCCAACAACGUGGCCAUGGUUUUCAUGAAUGCCCGCGACGCCGGCGAGGCGAUGCAGCAGAUGCUGAUUGGCUAUCCCUUCCGCACGCUCAUCCUGGACGCCAGCCAGACCGAUCCUGGUCAGAAUUUCCUGGAGCGCAUCCGCGCCCUGCGCCCGGCGCCCACUUAUGUGGCUUUGUUUGCGCGAGCAGCCGCCAUGAACGGAAUUUUUGACAAGGUGCAAAAGGCUGGACUGUUCCAGCGUCCCUUGGAGUGGCACUUCGUGUUCCUGGACACUCGGGAUCGGGUAUUCAAGUACAGGCGCCAAGCGGAGCUGUGCACCCGGUUCACAUUGAGCCCUCGUGCGAUUUGCCGAUCAAUGCCCAUGCCGGAUCUUUAUUGCGGAAGUGGAUUCACGAUGCAGCGCGCCAUGCUGCUGAAUGUGCUGCGCAGCCUGAUAAACGCUGCGCAGGUGAGUCCUGUGUAUCCGAGUCCCAUCUACCAGGACUGCAACGCCACUGCCCUGUCCUCCUCCUCGGAGGUGGGGGAGCAGAUGGAAGAGGACCACAACUGGCUGGACAUGGUGCACUGGAGCAACUUUCUCACGUAUGCCUCGCCGAUGCUGCGCUUCCAGGACUCAUCCCAGAGUCCUGUGCCGGGUCUGAGUUUCGCUGUGAACAUAUCCGUCGGAUACUACAGCUCCGAACACGAGGCCAAAACGGAUCUGGCCGCCUGGUCGUCGGUGAUGGGUGAGAUGCGGCUGCUCAACGAGACCAUCAGUCCGGCCCGCCGGUUCUUCCGGAUCGGCACCGCCGAGAGCGUCCCCUGGAGCUAUCUGCGCCGGAACGAGCACACCGGCGAACUGAUACGGGACCGCAGUGGUGCGCCCAUUUGGGAGGGCUACUGCGUCGACUUCAUCAUCCGGCUGUCGCAGAAGCUGAACUUCGAGUUCGAGAUCGUGGCCCCGGAGGUGGGUCACAUGGGCGAGGUGAACGAGCGGGGCGAGUGGGAUGGCGUGGUGGGGGAUCUGGUCCGGGGCGAGACGGACUUCGCCAUUGCCGCCCUCAAGAUGUACUCGGAGCGGGAGGAGGUGAUCGACUUCCUGCCACCGUACUACGAGCAGACGGGCAUAUCGAUUGCGAUCCGGAAGCCGGUGCGCAAGACCUCGUUGUUCAAGUUCAUGACGGUGCUCCGUCUGGAGGUCUGGCUGAGCAUCGUGGCCGCCCUGGUGGGCACGGCCAUCAUGAUCUGGUUCAUGGACAAGUACUCGCCGUACAGUUCCCGCAACAAUCGACAGGCCUAUCCGUACGCCUGCCGGGAGUUCACUCUGCGGGAGAGCUUCUGGUUCGCCCUCACCUCGUUCACUCCGCAGGGCGGCGGCGAGGCACCGAAGGCCAUUUCCGGACGGAUGCUGGUGGCCGCCUACUGGCUGUUCGUGGUCCUCAUGCUGGCCACCUUCACGGCCAAUUUGGCCGCCUUCCUCACCGUGGAACGCAUGCAGACGCCGGUCCAGUCACUGGAGCAACUGGCUCGCCAGUCCAGGAUCAACUACACCGUGGUGAAGAACUCCGACACGCACCAGUACUUUAUGAACAUGAAAUUCGCCGAGGACACACUGUACCAGAUGUGGAAGGAGCUGGCCCUGAAUGCCAGCAAGGACUUCAAGAAGUUCCGCAUCUGGGACUAUCCGAUCAAGGAGCAGUACGGCCACAUCCUGCUGGCCAUCAACAGCUCCCUGCCGGUGGCGGAUGCGCGGGAGGGGUUCGCCAAUGUGGAUGCCCACGAGAACGCCGACUACGCCUUCAUCCACGACUCGGCGGAGAUCAGGUACGAGAUCACGAGGAACUGCAACCUGACGGAGGUGGGCGAGGUAUUUGCGGAGCAGCCGUAUGCCGUGGCCGUCCAGCAGGGCAGUCACCUGGGCGACGAGCUGAGCUAUGCCAUUUUGGAGCUGCAGAAGGAUCGGUUCUUCGAGGAGCUGAAGGGUAAGUACUGGAACCAAUCGAAUCUGCGCAACUGCCCGCUCUCGGAGGACCAGGAGGGCAUCACCCUGGAAAGUCUGGGCGGGGUGUUCAUAGCCACUCUUUUCGGCCUCGUCCUGGCCAUGAUGACCCUCGGCAUGGAGGUGAUGUACUACAAGAAGAAGCAGAACACAUUGGAAAUCACCCAGGUUCGCCCACUGGAUGAGUCGUCGGGGGAAUCCUCGACAGCGCCGCCCACCGCCACCAGCACCACGAAGCAGGCCUGGCACAUCCCAGUGCCGGAGGAGGAGGGAAAGCAGGAGAAGGUAUCGCCGCCGCCCUCUUUCGAGGCGGCCACCUUUCGGGGCAAGAAACUGCCCGCCAGGAUCACCCUGGGCGAUGGCAAGUUCAAGCCGCGCCAAGGACUCUACUCCCGAAAGAACCUCGGCGCCUCCGACUCCUAUGGUGGCUACAUGGAGUAG